This is a messenger RNA of Colletotrichum orchidophilum, 1986 nucleotides long. RefSeq names its product triose-phosphate transporter. Gene Ontology annotation, biological process: UDP-glucose transmembrane transport. NCBI's taxonomy places the organism in Eukaryota, Fungi, Ascomycota, Sordariomycetes, Glomerellales, Glomerellaceae. Gene Ontology annotation, molecular function: antiporter activity. Gene Ontology annotation, cellular component: endoplasmic reticulum-Golgi intermediate compartment; cis-Golgi network; Golgi apparatus. The coding region runs from base 1 to 1986 and encodes 661 amino acids. The transcript is spliced from 3 exons. The record is from RefSeq and is a predicted model, not a curated record.
AUGCCCCAAUCCUCCUCCUCACCAUCCGACUCGACAUCGUCUUCACUUGUGCAUGUGCUGCUGCCUCCCGACCCCGGCCAACCUCAAUCUCAAUCUCAAUCUGCCUCUGUUUCCGUCUCGGCUGCUGCCAGUGCCGUAUCAUCCUCCCCCGAUCCCAUUGACCACGACGACGCCCGCCCCUCCUCCUCCUCCUCCUCCUCCUCCCACGAUCACACUGCUACCAACCGCCGCCUCCUGAGCCUGUCACCUCUGCUCCUCCCACCACCCACCGCACCAUCGCCUGGACACACGACCACCACGAAUAACACACCCUCGAACCCGGAUGCUGCCCGGUCACGAGACGUCGUCGCCUCUGAUCCUACCCACGUAUCUCUGCGCCCGGGCCUUUCUUCCUCCCUCAACACUACCGCUCGAGAACUCUCUCCUCCUGUCGCAGACGACGAGAUCGAGAUGGAACCAUUGAAAGGAACCGGUCACCGCCGGCGCCGUAGCUCGCUCAUGCAAAAUGCCGGCGCUAGCAACCACCAAAGAGUCCCGUCAAGAAGCCAGGGAAACUUGCUGGAAGAGCCAAAGAUAUCGGAGGAAGAUCUCAGAGCCACACCAUCGGCAUCCAAGGACAUAGACGACGACAGCGUCUCUGACGAGGAUCUCCAUGAUGACGAGGAGACGGGUCUUACGAAGAAGGACAAGAAAAGAAAGAAGCAAAAGAAGAGGAACAACACGCGGUUAGAUCAGCGCUUCGUCCGGGGCGAAAUCUCGGCCGAGGAGAAGAAGGAGGCAGAUCAAAAUGUCUUCAGGAAAUCAGCUAUUAACAUCGUUCUGAUUUUGCUGUGGUACUUGUUUUCUCUCAGCAUCUCACUGUAUAACAAGUGGAUGUUCGACAAGAACCGCCUCAACUUUGCUUUCCCUUUGUUCACGACGGCCUGCCACAUGUUGGUACAAUUCGCCCUAGCAUCAUUAGUGCUAUUUUUAAUACCUUCCCUGCGCCCUUCUAAUGGAGUGCGCAAUUCAGACUUGGGGCGCUCGCGACAUGAAUCCGAGCCUGACAGGCCGUUGAUGACCAAGAUGUUCUAUUUAACACGCAUUGGGCCGUGUGGUGCCGCGACCGGUCUCGAUAUUGGACUCGGAAACACUUCGCUCAAGUUCAUUACUCUCACAUUCUACACUUUCGUUUUGAUCUUCGCCUUCUUGUUUAGACUCGAAAAGCCCACAUGGCGCCUCGUAGCCAUCAUUGCGACAAUGACUGCGGGUGUCGUUUUGAUGGUGUCAGGGGAAGUCGAAUUUAAAGUCAGCGGCUUCAUCCUCGUCAUCUCUGCCGCCUUCUUCUCCGGUUUCCGAUGGGGCUUAACUCAAAUCCUCCUCCUGCGCAACCCGGCAACGUCGAACCCGUUUUCUAGUAUCUUCUUCUUGGCGCCGGUCAUGUUCCUGACGCUGAUUGUCAUAGCCAUUCCCGUCGAGGGCUUCUCCGCCCUCAUCGAGGGUCUGAAGGUUCUCAUCGCUGAAUGGGGUGCCAUCACAACGCCGUUGUUCCUCCUCUUCCCCGGAUGUAUCGCCUUCCUCAUGACAGCCUCCGAAUUCGCUCUGCUGCAGCGCACUUCGGUCGUGACGCUCUCCAUCGCCGGUAUCUUCAAGGAGGUCGUGACAAUCUCCGCCGCCGCUAUCGUCUUCAACGACCGCCUCACGCCUGUCAACUUUGUCGGUCUCAUCACCACCAUGGGCGCCAUCGUCGCGUACAACUACAUCAAGAUCACCCAGAUGCGCGAGGACGCCCAGAGGGAGGUCCAGCGUGGUCAUAUGGAGGUUGCCGCUUCGGGCGCGUCUUCGAGCGGCAGCGACAACGACGAUGGCAGCGGCGAGGAGACGGGCCUGCUGAGGAACAGCACCGACUACGAGGACAACCUUGUCACCGCCGACGGCGAUAUCCUACCCAACCCGGGACACACCGCGCACGAGUCGAGGACGGCCCAGGCCCACCGCGACAACUAG